UAAUCACUUUUGUAGUUCUUUUAUAAAAAUGUUGAAUUUCAAAUUCCUCUCUGUGAAGUGUGCCAUUUCUGCACAUGUGCGAUACGUAUUUAGUUCAGCGUCCAACCUUUUGUAGAUGGAUAGAAUGGAAAUCGAUAGUAAUGUUUUCCUUUGAGUGAUUCAGUUCAUUUUCCUGUGCAUAUAAUUUAACAGAGCAAUAAUAACGAAAAUGCGCAUCGUUUUAACUCAGUUAUUGCUGGCAGCUGUUGUGUAUUCACAAAACAUUAAUAAUGCCGUCGAAACGGAAAUGUUUGCCGUUCCUAUCACACCGAAUUUAUUUAACUGGACUUAUCAGGAAUUUGAGGAGCAAUAUCGUUUUCACGCAUCACUAAAGGGUAAGCCGGAGCUACCAUCAUGGCUGCGGUAUGUGUACAGCAGCCGACAUCACUCUGGUUUCAUAUUCGGUACGCCGCCGAGAGGAACGGAAUCAUCGAUCACUUUAGAGGUAAUAGGUCUCAAUCGUCAAGAUUACGAGACUCGACGUGUUCUAAUCGUACUGAAGAUACAGCCGAAAGAAAACAUGGCGCGUCACGAAGUCGAACUUAAAAUAGAUAAUUUGAAUGUAGAAGAUCUACUUGAUGAUCACAGGAUGACACGUCUCAAAGACAUUUUAAGGAUGAAGUUAUGGACAGAGAGCAAAGAGGAUUUGUAUCCGACCUUCCUGUCCUCAGCUAUUGAUCUAGGAGCUCGGCUGCCUCUCAAGCCUAGCGAUGGGGAGGGUUUGGUUGUACGUCUCGGAAGUUCAAUACCGUUCUCUUCUGAGCUGAAGAGACUGAGAGAAGAAGUACGUCCUCUCUCCCGGCUCCCCAGCUGUCCCCGGGAAUAUAAACGUACUACAGUCGAAAGGUUAUUCCGGGACGCCGGUUUCACUCUAGAUUGGUGCAGCUUUGAACUUUACAACACAAUAUACAAGCCACGUUCGACCGUACAUCUGGAAUAUCUUACGGAGUUACCUAACACGAGUCGUAUAUCAAGUACACGUGUACUGGAUAGACAGCAGUGGUCUGCGCCGGAGCGGCGUGCAUUGCCACAGCGCGGAGUCGCACGUCAGCUGGUCGCAGCUGUCGCACCGCCGCUGUUGCUGCUCUGUGUCGCAAUUGCUGCACUCACUGCGGUGCUCUGCUUCCGAUAUGCCGCCAUGACGGAUCCAGAGUCUGAAUAUUUUCUAGAAAAUAUUUAUCAUAUUUGUAUUGAUUACAGAGAAAAGAGAGCCCACAAAACAGGAAGAGUGGAACUUUGCAGAUAUGGCACUGGCAACACUGAGCAAACGCAAAUCAACGAUAACAACAGUAAUAAGAGUUUGGGAGUCAGUCCCAACAACAGUCUCGUCCGGCCGUACAGUCCCAAAUCGAGCACCAAUCUCGCCGGCAGUUACAAUCGACCUCAACCUCCUCCGUAUAUCGGUUCCACCACCAAUUCCCUCCACCAUCGCAAAUCUGGCAACACCACCACGCCCUCAACAAGCGGACACACGCCAGAGCAUACUCGUACACUAGCAUUAGAAGAAUCCUUAAAACUUCUAAACGAGGCAAACAUAACUGGCAACUAUGAUGGAAUACCGAAAGACCCAAUAAUAGACAUUAACGAUGGCUCUGAGGAUUACGUACUCGUUAAACCGGAUUUCAUCCAAUCGAAACCGGAUUAUAUCCAGUUGAAACCGGAUACGAUCGGUUAUAACUCGAUCAAACCGGAUUUGGACGAUAUCAAUGUACCAGAAUUAGCCAAGUACGGGGUGACAGGUAUUGGUGGUAUAUGACAGAGCCUGUCUACGGACGGCUCAAGGCCUCCGGUUUAGACUUGGUUCUGUUAACACUCUCAAUGCCAACGACUUACCUGGCGAGUUCACUAUACGUCCCCACUGAGGGGCUCGGAGCCUACCCUAAGUUAGGGGU
Molecule: messenger RNA, 1931 nt
Organism: Papilio machaon (common yellow swallowtail)
Lineage: Eukaryota; Metazoa; Arthropoda; Insecta; Lepidoptera; Papilionidae
Gene: Scgalpha
Product: alpha-sarcoglycan
Exons: 10
Coding region: 209-1795 (528 amino acids)
Cellular component (GO): membrane; sarcoglycan complex
Molecular function (GO): calcium ion binding
Source: RefSeq, a predicted model, not a curated record